This is a messenger RNA of Pelecanus crispus (Dalmatian pelican), 369 nucleotides long. It is a transcript of the gene SNORC, whose product is annotated as secondary ossification center associated regulator of chondrocyte maturation. NCBI's taxonomy places the organism in Eukaryota, Metazoa, Chordata, Aves, Pelecaniformes, Pelecanidae. The record is from RefSeq and is a predicted model, not a curated record. Gene Ontology annotation, biological process: cartilage development. Gene Ontology annotation, cellular component: cell periphery.
AUGCCCUACCACAGAGUCCUUCGCCUGGUCCUGCUAAUGCUGUGCGGCAUCCUGGUCCCUGCUGUGCUGACAGCAGAGUAUCCGCAGGGCCCGGUCCCCACCCUCUGGAACGAGCCACCCGAGCUGCCCUCUGGAGCUGGCCCCUUCGACGCUGCCACCACCACAGCCCGGCUCUCAGAUGCUACCGCCUUCCCCCCAUACACCUCCGAGCUGGAGCCCGAGGACACCACCCACCUGCACCGGCUGGACGCCGGGAACGGCUCACUGGGGCCCGGAGCUAUCGGUGCCAUUGUCAUCGCCUCCCUCCUGGGUACAUCUGUGCUUGUGGCCUUGGUCGUCAUCACGCUGAGAAAGUUCUCGGCCUCCUGA